Messenger RNA from Laetiporus sulphureus 93-53, 963 nucleotides. RefSeq lists its product as uncharacterized. The record is from RefSeq and is a predicted model, not a curated record. Bases 77 to 676 code for a protein of 199 amino acids. Lineage: Eukaryota; Fungi; Basidiomycota; Agaricomycetes; Polyporales; Laetiporaceae. The transcript has 4 exons. Gene Ontology annotation, biological process: mitochondrial fission. Gene Ontology annotation, cellular component: mitochondrion.
GCCGCCACGCUUUCCGCAUCCAUGGCCAAGUUUAUUCAUUACCCUCGCUGUCUCUCUUUUGUUUCAUCUCGACGCCAUGUCUACCAGCACCGUCAUGCAGAAGCCAAAGGAGAAGGUCGAUAACCUCGCCGACCACAAUGUGGACACUACCGACACGGAGUUGCGCUACAUGGCUUACGCCUCCCGUUUGAGGACGGUUUUACGCGCCGGCCACCGAUAUGUCGCAUAUACCAGUGAUGUCGGCGAAGCGUUUCGUCCCGUCGUCCCACCAGCGGUUGUGACCGCUGCCUAUGGUAUCUCGUGGCUGUACCUUGCCGGCGAUGUCGGAUAUGAAUCCUACAAGGCGCACAGGCGAGGUCCGACUCCGCUCGAGGCCGCAAACUUCGCCGAGCCAACGCGAGUCGGCAUGGUCGCGGUCAAGCGCGCCGUCUUCCAGUCUAUUGCCUCCAUGGCCCUCCCCGCGUUUACCAUUCAUACGGCGGUUAAGAUUGCCAAGAGGGCCUUUGUCUAUGUCAAACAUCCGCGCAUCAGAACAUGGGGCCCGUCGGCGACCGGUCUAGCGAUGAUUCCUAUCCUGCCAUAUCUUUACGACAAGCCAGUAGAACACUCUACAGAGGCGGCGUUUGAGUGGAUAGAGAAACAGAUUAUAGAGCGGGAAACCAAGACGGAGUUAUAGACCUCUACUGAUGUAGUACCAUCUGCUUGCAUAUAAUGCGGGGACAAUAAUUGGCCGAUAUUUAUCUCAUUCGAGCCGGAGAAUAGCGUUGAGAGUCCACCAAAGAUGUGUAAUUGCCGGGGGUGAGAGACUGGAUUGACUCCGAGUUGAGCUGCUGAUACAAGGAUUGCGUGAGUACAUGUCUACGGCAUAACCUAACGUAGGUAUGGUUCGAGAUUAGGAGAUCAUAUAACGACCGUCCAAUGAGAGCACUGCGAGAUGUGAACGUUUGAACAGUCUGGUUUCGU